Anopheles stephensi (Asian malaria mosquito) is the source of this 2463-nucleotide messenger RNA. RefSeq lists its product as uncharacterized. Bases 53 to 2191 code for a protein of 712 amino acids. The record is from RefSeq and is a predicted model, not a curated record. The transcript is spliced from 6 exons. NCBI's taxonomy places the organism in Eukaryota, Metazoa, Arthropoda, Insecta, Diptera, Culicidae.
CACUUGAACCGUAGCCAUUUUGAAAAACGUAGUGCGAGUGAAGUGGACCGAUAUGGAGACGCUAUCGAAAAUAAUAGUAACAAAAUACUUUCCAGGGAUUGAAUGCAUCAAGCCAAGCGAUCGUCUCACGGACGACGAGUAUCAGAUCGUGAAGAGAUGUACGCUGGACGAUUUACUCGGGACCGAAUCGAAUCCGGCGGGACUGGAACAGAUUUGUGAAGGAGAAAAAGUGCAGACAGCAGAAUAUUACAAACAGAAAGAAAAAAAAUUUCAACGAAAUCUAGUGAAACUCCAUCGCAAGCCACCGAAGAGUCCCCGAAAGCGUCGCGUCGUUCCACCAGUGGUGCCUUCUACGCGCGAUAAUCGUACGGUUGCUAAUGAUGAUCAAUCUGCAGCUCGCGAUCAGCAGCUUGCCCCUCAUGAUGGUCAGCCUCCUACUCAUCCGAUCGUGGCGGAAGAACUACAGGAACCGAUUCGGUCAAAUGAGACGAACAUACCACAACAUGAUCCAUAUCAGCUGCCGGAAGAAAUUGCACCACUGGCAAUUGUACAGCCGUUGGCAUUGUUACCCGAAGAUGAAAACUUUGGCAGUAAGGAUGUGGACGGGGCUCGAGAUUUUUUGCAACUGUGCACCGGAGAGGAGUUGCCACCGAUGUCGCUAAGAGAAUCACUGACGCGCCAAAUGGUAAUGGCCCAGUUUCCCAGCAUUCCGAAGGUGGCACCGUUGGUGGACAACUUUCAAGAGCUGGACUUGAGAGGAAUCAACACACCCAUGUUCAAAAGGCCUUUACAGACCAGCACUCCGCUAGUGGCGGAUGCUGAGCAAGUUGCGCAACUACCGCUACCUGCACUGGAUGAUCUAAUUCCAGUGCAGGAAGCAGUUGAUGAGCAACGCGAUCUAACCGUUGAAGUUCAGCCGACAGCCACGGCUCAAGCGGUUCCUCCGUUAGCUCAAGCACUUCCGGCGUCAAGUCAAGCGCUUCCGGCGUUAGCUCAAGCGCUUCCAGUGUCAGCUCAAGCUCUUCCACUGGGAGACAGUGAAGAGCAAAGAAAUCUCGCGGUGGCACUGAUUCCGGCAGUAGAACGCGGUUCGUCAAGCGGGGACUCAGAAACACCUGCACCACAACCAAGACGCAUCCGGCGAGAGGUCGCAUUUACAGGACGACUGGAACCAUUCCCAACUAGCGUACCGAUGCCAAAGCAAAGACGAAUUUUCGAUAUUUUUAGUUUUCCUUGUCCUACGAUCUGGAACAAAACGAUACAGGAUGUUCAAACUCAACUAGCGGAACGCUUUAAACUUCAGCAACUGCGUGAAGCAGCUACUCUACGCGAAGCGUUGGCAGAACCGAGGAAGGAUUCAGGCUUCCAGCAACAGUUGCACGAAGUUCCCAUUUUGCGAGACGCCUUGGCGGAUCAGAGGAUUGAUUCGGGUUUCCAGCAGACAAUGGACGAAGCGUUCCGCAAUAUUCCUCCAGCAAAUGUGACCGAAACAUCAAAUAUACUAGCGAAUGCCCAUAUGGAAGCUGAAGCACCGAGCAAGCCGGAUUCGAUACUGACGUCGGAUCUGAUUGCGACCAUGCAACCGAUCGAUCUCGAUCAACCGGGUUCAAUUGAUGGAAAGUUGCUGGAAGUAUCGGAUCGUGUCCAUUUGAAACCACCAAGUACAGAAACACCGUCUUUCAGUCACGAGAAAACAACAGUGGAUAAAGGACCACCAGCGGUAGAGCCUAUUCUGUUACUAGAGGAAUCGACGAAAAAUACCGUCGCCGAACCGAUAGCCGCACAGCAGCAGAAGAAAUAUCCACGGAGGAAUGCUAAUAAGCAAACGGUGCAAGGCGAAAUUGAUCCGAUUGCGGAUAUAAGCUCGGUGCUAUAUAACCAAGCGCAGGAACUGGACGCAAUUCUUGAGGAAGAUGAGACUGAGGAAGAGGCCGAGCCACUGGAUCCUACUAUCGUCGAUAUACUGAACGUUUUACAGGGUGAAUUAUGCGAUGGGGAAAGUGAUUCGGUUUCGAUAGAACGAUUAAAGCAAUUGUUGCGUAUUGGUUCCGCUUUGGUAGCUGCGAAAAUGUUCAAAAAUCUCAUCAUUUUGAAAAUGGCCGGUCUGCUGGAUAUCGAGACGAGCUCUGAACUUCGCAUAACAAGUGUUAGUAUUAGAUUACCGCAGGUAGCUGAUCUUGAUAUACCUUAAUUACCUCGACUGAGGUAUAUAUUUGAUACUUCAUUAUAUGACAGCUUAAAAGAAUAUUAUCAUUUGAUUGGGUAAAGCGAUGGAAGAUAUUUAUUCAGAGAAUAGGCAAUUAGUUAACAUUAUUAUAUUAUGCUUAGAUGGACCCAUGUUCCAUUCCAGAUUAUGUUAUUUAUAAUUUUAUAUCUAUAUUUAUUUGUCACUAUGUACUGUAUUAUUAAUUUUCACUAGUAGUUUUCUUUCCUUAGUAAAUGGAAAUCUCCGAAAUUGAAGAC